Molecule: messenger RNA, 1703 nt
Organism: Homo sapiens (human)
Lineage: Eukaryota; Metazoa; Chordata; Mammalia; Primates; Hominidae
Gene: PSG6
Product: pregnancy specific beta-1-glycoprotein 6
Exons: 6
Coding region: 103-1377 (424 amino acids)
Cellular component (GO): extracellular region
Source: RefSeq, marked reviewed
AGCACAGAAGGAGGAAGGACAGCACACCUGACAGCCCUGCUCAGGAAGUCUCUGGAUCCUAGGCUCAUCUCCACAGGGGAGAACACACAGACAGCAGAGACCAUGGGACCCCUCUCAGCCCCUCCCUGCACUCAGCACAUCACCUGGAAGGGGCUCCUGCUCACAGCAUCACUUUUAAACUUCUGGAACCUGCCCACCACUGCCCAAGUAAUAAUUGAAGCCAAGCCACCCAAAGUUUCCGAGGGGAAGGAUGUUCUUCUACUUGUCCACAAUUUGCCCCAGAAUCUUACUGGCUACAUCUGGUACAAAGGGCAAAUGACGGACCUCUACCAUUACAUUACAUCAUAUGUAGUACACGGUCAAAUUAUAUAUGGGCCUGCCUACAGUGGACGAGAAACAGUAUAUUCCAAUGCAUCCCUGCUGAUCCAGAAUGUCACACAGGAGGAUGCAGGAUCCUACACCUUACACAUCAUAAAGCGAGGCGAUGGGACUGGAGGAGUAACUGGAUAUUUCACUGUCACCUUAUACUCGGAGACUCCCAAGCCCUCCAUCUCCAGCAGCAACUUAAACCCCAGGGAGGUCAUGGAGGCUGUGCGCUUAAUCUGUGAUCCUGAGACUCCGGAUGCAAGCUACCUGUGGUUGCUGAAUGGUCAGAACCUCCCUAUGACUCACAGGUUGCAGCUGUCCAAAACCAACAGGACCCUCUAUCUAUUUGGUGUCACAAAGUAUAUUGCAGGACCCUAUGAAUGUGAAAUACGGAACCCAGUGAGUGCCAGCCGCAGUGACCCAGUCACCCUGAAUCUCCUCCCGAAGCUGCCCAUGCCUUACAUCACCAUCAACAACUUAAACCCCAGGGAGAAGAAGGAUGUGUUAGCCUUCACCUGUGAACCUAAGAGUCGGAACUACACCUACAUUUGGUGGCUAAAUGGUCAGAGCCUCCCGGUCAGUCCGAGGGUAAAGCGACCCAUUGAAAACAGGAUACUCAUUCUACCCAGUGUCACGAGAAAUGAAACAGGACCCUAUCAAUGUGAAAUACGGGACCGAUAUGGUGGCAUCCGCAGUAACCCAGUCACCCUGAAUGUCCUCUAUGGUCCAGACCUCCCCAGAAUUUACCCUUCAUUCACCUAUUACCGUUCAGGAGAAAACCUCGACUUGUCCUGCUUUGCGGACUCUAACCCACCGGCAGAGUAUUCUUGGACAAUUAAUGGGAAGUUUCAGCUAUCAGGACAAAAGCUCUUUAUCCCCCAAAUUACUACAAAUCAUAGCGGGCUCUAUGCUUGCUCUGUUCGUAACUCAGCCACUGGCAAGGAAAUCUCCAAAUCCAUGAUAGUCAAAGUCUCUGGUCCCUGCCAUGGAAACCAGACAGAGUCUCAUUAAUGGCUGCCACAAUAGAGACACUGAGAAAAAGAACAGGUUGAUACCUUCAUGAAAUUCAAGACAAAGAAGAAAAAAACUCAAUGUUAUUGGACUAAAUAAUCAAAAGGAUAAUGUUUUCAUAAUUUUUUAUUGGAAAAUGUGCUGAUUCUUGGAAUGUUUUAUUCUCCAGAUUUAUGAACUUUUUUUCUUCAGCAAUUGGUAAAGUAUACUUUUGUAAACAAAAAUUGAAACAUUUGCUUUUGCUCUCUAUCUGAGUGCCCCAGAAUUGGGAAACUAUUCAUGAGUAUUCAUAGGUUUAUGGUAAUAAAGUUAUUUGCACAAGUUCA